GAAUAAUUGUGUAAAAUACAUAGUAAUUAGUUUCUUAAAAAGAAAAAAGGAGUUUUAAGUUUGAAGUAUUAGCAUUAAAAUUAAAAUGAAAUAUUUGCUCGUGCUCUGCGUAUUUACAUAUUUUGCCAAAGAUGCACAAACAUUGCUGUUGAAUAAAAUGGAUUGGAAAAACUUGCUCAAUAGUGGGGCCUUGGAUUUAAAUGUCUUGCGGUGUUUUUUGCGUGACAAGAACUUCUGUCCCAGUCCACAUAUCGAGCACCGACUGUACGCACCCAAUGGUCCCCGAAAAGGUAUUCCCCUUAACGUGAAAAACCCAAUGACCCUCUACAAAGGCGGUUUCAGUAAAAAACGUGAAACUGUGUUCAUAAUUCAUGGUUUUAAUGGAACGGCCAUAGACAUUCAUCUGCAGUUUCUCAGAGAUGCCUACUUAUCACGUGACUUUAAUGUGAUCACCGUGGACUGGAGGCCCCUGACACGGUACCCCUGCUACCUACACUCGCUGAUUAACACGCGACUCACGGCCCAGUGCACCGCACAGAUUUACGCCUUCCUCACCCACUACGGAGCGGAAAGGGAGCGCAUCACCUGUGUGGGGCAUUCCCUGGGCGCUCACAUUUGCGGGAUGAUCAGCAAUCAUUUGACCCGGAAGCAGUACCGGAUCAUUGGACUGGAUCCCGCCCGACCGCUGAUCGAGCGGAAAAAAAGCAACACCUUCCGGUUGUCACACGACGAUGCUAGUGUCAUCCAGGUGAUCCACACUAAUGCAGGAUUCCUGGGACAAGAAGACAACACAGGGCACCUCAACUACUGUGUCAAUGGCGGGCGUGUGCAGCCCUUCUGCAAGGGGAAUCGCAUUAGAAGAUCUCGGUGCUCCCACUUCUUAAGCAUUUGCUACCUGGCCACGGCCACUUUUAAGAACAAGAAAUUCAUGGGGGUUCCAUGUCCCAACGGAUGUGUCAACCUCACUGGACCAAAGCGACUUCCAGUCAGCGGCAAAAUCAAUCCCUUUGAGUUUGCCUCCCUGCUACGGGAAUACCACAUAGGCAACGAUGCCCCAGAUGACGCUCGUGGUUGCAUUUGCAUAGAUGUGCCGUACGCCAAACAUUGCCCCUUUACGGACGCUUAGGAGCUGGUCUUCAAGAGGUUUUAGCUGUAUUUUUCAGUUAUUGAUAAUAAAAUAGACAACAAAAAACUA
Molecule: messenger RNA, 1195 nt
Organism: Drosophila bipectinata
Lineage: Eukaryota; Metazoa; Arthropoda; Insecta; Diptera; Drosophilidae
Product: lipase member H-A
Biological process (GO): lipid catabolic process
Molecular function (GO): lipase activity
Source: RefSeq, a predicted model, not a curated record